AUGAUAACAAAAAAUAUUAAAAAUAUAUUCAGUAGAAUAAAUUUAAUAACUAAUAAAAAUAAGGUAUGCUAUAUAAAUACAAGUGCACUAAAUUUUAAAGUUGUUAAAUGCAAACUCUUUGAUAUAGGAGAAGGAAUAUCAGAAGUAGAAAUAACUCAAUGGAAUAAAAACGAAGGAGAUCAAGUUAAUGAAAUGGAGAGUUUGCUAACAGUUCAAAGUGAUAAGGCAUCUGUAGAUAUAACAAGUAAAUAUAGCGGUGUGCUUAUAAAAAAAUAUGCUAAUGAAAAGGAUUUAAUUAAGGUUGGAUCGUACUUCUGUGAAAUAGAUACUGAAGAUGGAGUAGUUGAAGAAAAAGAAAAUAAUGAAGAAAAAACAAAAAGUGAGGAAAAUGAAGAUGAAGAUGAAGAUGAAAAUAAAAUUCGACUAGAAGAAGACUUAGAUGAUCAAUCAGAUGAAUUAAAUUUAGAAAAUCCUUCAAAUAUUUCAAAUACAAAUACAUUUGAAAGAGAGCAAGAACAAAAAAUUUUUGUUAAAGCUUCACCAGGUGUUAAAAAAAAAGCAAAAGAAUAUAAUUUAGACAUAAAUACAAUAAGCAAAUAUUUUAACAAACAAACUAUAACUAUGGAUGAUGUAGAAAAUUAUUACAAUAGUAGGAAUAAUGUUGAAAAAGUAGAUAACAACUCUGUAGAUAUAUUAGAAGAAGUUCCCUUAAAAGGAAUAAAAUUGGCUAUGUGUAAAAGCAUGAAUGAUUCAUUGAGUAUUCCUUUAUUUCAUUUAAAUGAAAUGUGUAUGGUUGAAAAUUUAUUAAAAAUUAAAAAUGAAUUUAAAAAAAUUUUACAUGAGAAAGAAAAUAUAAAUAUAACAAUAACUUGCAUAAUAAUAAAAUUAAUAUCUAUUGCAUUAAAUGAUUUUCCUAUAUUAAAUUCUAAAUUUGACUCAAAAAAAAAUAGCUAUACCAUUUAUAAAAAUCAUAAUGUAUGUGUAGCAAUGGAUACACCAAAUGGAUUAUUAGUUCCAAAUAUAAAAAAUGUUGAGAAAAAAAAUAUUAUUGAUAUUCAAAAAGAUUUGACACUAUUACGUGAUAAGGCAAUUAAUAUGAAAUUAAGUAAAAGUGAUAUAUCUGAUGGUACUGUAACCAUUAGUAAUUUUGGUGCUAUAUCUGGAUCUUUCGCUACCCCAAUAGUAUUUGAUAACCAAGCAUGUAUAAUAGGAGUAUCUAAAGUUCAGAGACAAUUAUUUUUAAAAAAUGAAAAAAAUGAAUUAAAUUCGUUAAAUGAUAUAAUGGUUUCUGAUACUGUAAAUUUAACAUAUGGAGCUGAUCAUAGAUUUAUAGAUGGAGCAACUUUAGCACAAUUUUCUAAAAAGUUGAAAGGAUUAAUUGAGAACCCUAUUUCUAUAAUACCUUUUUUAAAAUAA
Messenger RNA from Plasmodium gallinaceum, 1416 nucleotides. RefSeq names its product lipoamide acyltransferase component of branched-chain alpha-keto acid dehydrogenase complex, putative (gene BCKDH-E2). The transcript has a single exon. The record is from RefSeq and is a predicted model, not a curated record. NCBI's taxonomy places the organism in Eukaryota, Apicomplexa, Aconoidasida, Haemosporida, Plasmodiidae. Gene Ontology annotation, cellular component: mitochondrion; cytoplasm. Bases 1 to 1416 code for a protein of 471 amino acids. Gene Ontology annotation, molecular function: acetyltransferase activity; lipoic acid binding.